AUGCGAUGUGCCUCCUUGCCCGGAAGAGAUGAUGAUCCGUCGUCUUCACUUCCGAUCGCUCAGCCGAUCCCAUCGACAUCUCAGCUGGUCGAUGAUGAGUGCGCUCGACGAUCGAUGGCGCUCGCAUGUGCGGCUCUUGUUGACAAUCUUGGCUUCUCGCAUUGCGCGGCCACCUCGUUGGACACCCUCUCGGCGCUCUCGAUUUGCUAUUUGGAGAAGUUCUGCCUUCAAUUGCACAACUAUACUGAACAAGGUGGCCGAACACGACCUACCAUCAACGAUGCUCAACACGCUUUUCAAAAGAUGCGUUGUGAUAUGCAAGAAAUCACCGACUAUGUGACGUUAACGGCGCAAACACGGAGGACAAGAGAACCGCCUUUGUUACCAGUGAUUGGUUCAUCAUCGGCGAGGGAUUUAGCGCCGAACGAGCCGAUUCCCGAAAGAGAUUUACUAUUGAUGGAAAGAGGCAAUCACAUUCCUGAUUGGGCGCCCGAGUUGUACAAGAAAGAGAUUACAGUGGAACUCUUGGAGACGCGUCGACAAAAGCAACGAGAAGCCGACAGAAAUCGUCAAGAAGCUUUCCCGGACCGUUCGCAGCUAAACGACGAUUUUCCCGACUUCCUCUCGAAAGACAUCUUCUCGUUGGGAUUGCAUCAAGCGACUAUAAAGAGUGAACCACCACCAUUUCGGAGCAAAAUCCAUCAACCGCUGUCGAUCGAUGUGCCCGAAACGCCUCAGUACGCUUCCGAGUUGCUGCAUCACACGAUUUUGGCGGGUCAAUCUACCGCCUCACCACGUGCACCCGUUUUACGGCUAAAGAUCAGAAAGUCGGAUUCUUGCGACGUCUCAUCGCUGGCUGUUUCUCCAUUCUCUCCACUGACACCCACCUCGGCGCCACCGAAUUUUCAACAACGAGACAUUUUUGCGAACGAUUACCACAGAGAAGGCGGUUUGGCAAGGGUCAAGGAAGAGAGCGGCUCCACGGACUCUCUGGCGUCACCGCGAUCCGUUUUUUCAUCUCAAUCUCAGUCACCACUUCCAUCACCGUUCCAAAUCCCGGCUCUACCGAAGAAAGCGCGAGGACGACCGCCAAAGAAAGUCGCAAUCAAGAAAUUGCCGGUUAAGAAAGAAGUGCCCGCCGCUCUGCCACUCUCUGGACAGGAUCAAAAUAUGGUUCCGGAAAAUGAUGUCAAAUCCGAACUGCACAACGAGAGACCAAAAGCUGUGGCUCCGAGGAGGAUUUCGGCUCCGCUUCUCUCGCCGAUGGUUCUACCGGAAAGGUCGACGAGAGCUCAAAAGCCGCGUGCCCUCUCCCCGCCGCCACCAGCACCGAUGAUGACAACAAAUCGGCGCAAAUCAUUCACUCCGAUCGCACCGUUGAUUCCAAUUGGAAAGCCAUCACCGAGAACGCCGUUGACUGCCAAUCAACCGUCAAUUUUGCACACCAGCAAGCCGCUUGUCUCUCCGAUUACGCCCACUCCAAUUGAAAGCGAGACGCCGACGAAUCGCCGACGUCGAGAGCACCGGCCGCCGAAAAAGUACUUGGAUUUCGAAUCUGAUCUUCCGCCAUCGUUGAGUGGACGAAAAAGAACGGCUUCCGGUGUGGACUCAUCACAGGAUUCCUCUCGAUUCACCCAACCACCGAACAAGAAAGCGAAACAGAAUCGUCUCUCAUUGCCAGCUAAAACAACACCGUUCAAUCAAAUGCCACAGCAAAAGAAACCUCCAGGCCGGUCCUCGUCUCGAGCGAUCAACCAGCGACGCGUCUCGUUGCCGAAUGAGAAUCUCAUGGAAGAAGCAGCUCCGGUUCGCGGCCCUCCCCUCAAAUUGCGCAUCUCAUUCGGUGGAGCGAGCACUCGGAUGACAAUCGAUGAUCCAACGCUUCCUUCGCCGGAACCCCGAAUGGCCAUCGAUAUCGACGUGGGCACGAAGAAUGAACACGAGAAAGGUGAAGCCAGGAAUUUGGAACAAGAGAAAGGACAACAACUGGAAGCUAAUGAUGCGGACGCGGAAAAUGUGGCCGAUGAGGGGAUCUCACCAUCGAUCCCCGACACUCUUGACAAUUUACUGCACCAAGUGGAUCGAAACUCG
Molecule: messenger RNA, 2091 nt
Organism: Mesorhabditis belari
Lineage: Eukaryota; Metazoa; Nematoda; Chromadorea; Rhabditida; Rhabditidae
Source: the annotation of a GenBank genome assembly